Molecule: messenger RNA, 5648 nt
Organism: Cheilinus undulatus (humphead wrasse)
Lineage: Eukaryota; Metazoa; Chordata; Actinopteri; Labriformes; Labridae
Gene: ppp1r9ala
Product: protein phosphatase 1 regulatory subunit 9A-like A
Exons: 20
Coding region: 321-4673 (1450 amino acids)
Biological process (GO): actin filament organization; calcium-mediated signaling; neuron projection development
Cellular component (GO): postsynaptic density; actin cytoskeleton; dendrite
Molecular function (GO): actin filament binding
Source: RefSeq, a predicted model, not a curated record
CAGGUCUGGAAGUGCAAGGAGGAGGCAGGACAACGCUGCUGCUGGAGCGGGGAAUGAUGGCGGUGAGCAAAGACGAAGGGGCAAGUUUGAUACUGUAGAACCGGGGCGUCGAGGGCGAUAUUUUGGUGCCUUACACGAUAAAGCAAAGAAAGAUGACGCCGUUGUGAGUGUGAAGUUGAGACAGAAGUGCUCCAAAGAAACGCCGCCGGACCCAUGGCACCACUUUCAUAAAGUUGACUGAAAAUAUUUUAUCAGCCUGAAGCAAGCGUCUUUCCAAACCCAACUUUUUCUAAUUGGGCUACAGUCAUUAUCAAGCAAAAAUGAUCAAAGCGGAAAGCAAAGGAGGCGACAGGACCCUGAGGAGCGCGUCCCCUCACAGAAAUGCAUAUAAGUCUGACUUUCACGCCAUUAAGUGCUCCUUUGAUGGGCCAAAAUCCGAUGGCUCUGCCAAAUCAUAUGCAAAUGGUUCCAGUGACACCAGGGAGGACUCAAGGGGGAGGCCCUUUGGGACUAGAGUGAACAAGAUCAAGAACAUUUUCCUACAGAUGGAUGGCCAACAACAAGAAAGCCAAGAAGGGAAAGUAACUGUAAAGUCUGAUGCAACCCCUGUGUCACCAACAAAGGUGCAGUUUCCAGUCAACACUCACAGAGUUAACUUCAACAGUCCUGCAAGCCCAGAAUCACACAAUUUAGAUAAAACACCCAAGGGGGAGGAUGUUGAGAUUGACAAAGUGGCUUUGGCGGAAAAGUUUUCUGUGACCAGAAAACUCUUUGAAAGGGGCAUCAAAGAGCAGCCUGCAGCAGAAAAGCAGUCACCAAACAGAGUAGUAAACCGAUUGUCCCUUGGAAGUGCUUCUGAUGAGGGGAAAAACACAAGGAGAGUAUCAGGAUCCUCUGAGACCACUAUAAAAACAGACCAGACUCCUACUUCAGCAGUUGAAUGUCAAGUAGAUGGGAACACAGAUGGCGAGAAAAAGCAUGCAUCUAGAGUGUCAUUAAAUGCAGGACCCAUGUCCAAAAGGUUAGAGAAUUAUAUGGCUGAGAAUGAUUCGGAAGACGUGAACAAAGCCUCUGUGAAAGGAGGAACUGUGUCUGCUAAGCAGCAAAGUACCACUGAACACCUACUGCCUACGUCUCCAACAAAGGAAGGCUUGCACAAACCGCCUGUGAAAGAAGCCACUAACUCUAUGCCUGUGACAGAUGCCACUAAGAAAAACACAUCACCAACUUGUCUCAAACCAACAACUUUGGGGUCCACCAUUGGGCUCAAACCUACAUUCCCAGCUACCAAUGCAGCAUACAAAUCUGUUUCUCCAACAACAGAUGCCACUCGGAAACCCCUCACACCAGAGCAAACAACCCCAGUUAGCCACGGGUACAAACGCUCAUCAUCAUCUGGUGAUGGAUUUAGGACAUCUGUUGGUGGGGAUGAAGGCAAACCAGACAGUAUGCCCCCAAGGGAUGUGAAGCAGCCUCCAGCAUCAGUUGGUGGGGUUCAAAACACCAACAGGUCUAAAUACUCUGAAAAGGCCAUGACAAGUGACAGCGUAAUACAAAGUUCCACUAGGGACAAACCUCCCAGUCAGACCUCCUCUCUGGACUCCAGGGGGGUGGGUAUGGUGCGGGCCGAGCUAGUAGUGGUACAGAAUGAGUCAUCAGAGAGUGAAGAUGAGAAUGUUGAAGACAGUGUGUUUGAAGAGAGGAAGGCCAAAAGCCCCACAGAUCAGCCAGAUGACCUAAAAACCUCUCCAACUGAAAAACAGAAUUGCCACCAAGUUCAUCAAGUCUUAACUAGAGAUGUAGCAAAAGAGACACAAAGGAUAGCAGAAACUGUGGGUGAAGGAAGAAUCUUGGAGGACAAUGAUCAAUUGGGGAUGAAAGAGGAGAUCUCAUUUGUGAGUCAAGAUGGUGAUGCUAAUUGUGAAGAAGAUGAGGAGGUAGCAGAGGAGGAGAAUGAGCUGGAGGAGCAGGUGGACCAGGGCAUUCCGAAUAGAGUCUCACCAGUGGUGUACGGUAUAGAGAACGCAGCAUUUGUAGAUGACAGAGAUGUAGAGCAGGUCCUCAGGGAAGAAGAUGAGGAGGAGAAUGAAGAAGAGGAGGAAGAUGGAGUAUGUGAUGACCAUUAUGAAGCCCCUGGUCUGUCAGAUGAAGAAGAUCCACCCGCUAAGAGGAAAAUCAAGUUCUCCACAGACCCCAUUCAGGUCUUCAGUACUUUCUCCAAUGAAGAAUAUGAUCGGCGUAACGAUGAUGUGGACCCAGUUGCAGCAUCUGCAGAGUAUGAGCUGGAGAAGAGAGUGGAGAAGAUGGACGUGUUCCCUGUGGAGAUUGAGAAAGGAGACAAUGGACUUGGCAUCAGCAUCAUAGGAAUGGGAGUGGGAGCCGACCAGGGUUUGGAGAAGCUUGGCAUUUUUGUGAAAACCAUAACAGAGGGAGGAGCGGCUGAGAGUGAUGGACGCAUACAGGUGAAUGACCAGAUAGUAGAGGUGGAUGGUAUCAGUCUGGUGGGCGUUACCCAACUGUUUGCAGCUACAGUCCUGAAGAACACCAAAGGCACAGUGAGGUUCCUGAUUGGACGGGAGAAGCCAGGGACACAGAGUGAGGUAGCUCGCCUCAUAAGUGAAACACUAGAGCAGGAGAAGAGUCAGCAACAACAACAACAACACCUGGAUGACCCCUAUGAACACUCAACAGAGGAGGAGGAGCGCUAUGAAGAGGAGGACGGGGCAGAUGAGAGGAUUCUGUGCUCCAAUUUCUCUCCAGGUCGGAACGUAGAAGUGUUUGAGCUGCCUGAUUCAGAGGCUUUGUUUAUGCCAAGCAACAUGGACAGCUCUCAGAUGGCCUUCAAGUUCAAAGAGCUGCAGCUCAAACAUGGCAUUGCCACAGCAGAAAUAAGUCAACUAAAGGAAAAGCUAAGAGCUUCUGAGGAAGACAGAUCCCUGUGGGAAGCCAGGGAGUCUGCACUCGAGCAAAAGAUAGAGGAUAGCAACGAAAAAAUCCUGAAGUUGGAGAGUUACUGGCUGGAGGCCCAGACUCUGUGCAAGAGUGUGAAUGAACAAUUAAGUGAGGUGCAGGCCCAGCAUGAGACCCUGGACAAGAAGUACAACAAAGCAAAGAAAAUGCUCAAGGACUACCAACAGAAAGAGAUCGACUUUGUGAAGAAAGAGGAGGAGCUGAAAAAGACACUUGAUGAAAAGGAGAAGUGGUACAUGGAGCAGCUGGAGAGCUUGCAGAACAGGAUAGCUGUUCUGGAGUCCAGUGGAGCCUCGGGUGCGGAGCCUCAGAGUGGUCAGGACUCUGCAACAGAUGGGACGUUAAGCGUCACAGACUCAGUCAACAACUCACAAUCUGUUGACUCACUGCUAGAGCAAGACUGGAGUGACUUGGUCCCUGAGACUGAGCGCUUGGACACCAGUGCACACAGAGCAAAGGGCCUGCUGGCUCAGAAAGCCAAACGUCAGCCCCCUUCUCGGAACAAACUGAAAGAGAGCCUUGCUGUGACUUCAAGUUACUCUCAGGAAACUGAAGAAGACGAGGAGGAGCAGGAAUCUCCCAGGAGGAGGAGGUCUAUCCAGGAGGCUCUAUCCCUCCCAGUGCCUGUCUGCUAUCCUGGGAAUGGACAGAAAGAUGAUCCAGGAGAGACAAGAGAUGUAUCCAAGAGUAAAACAGAGCUGUCCAGCAGCCCGUCUUUGUCUCACUCACUGGGAGACAGUGUUGAAAGCAGCGGGAGCCCCUCUCUGUCCCCUCCAAAAGACACCUCAUCACCACACUCUCCCUCUCAGUUCAUGCGCAAUGUCAAGAAGAGGGAGUCCAAAGGCAAGGGCAAAGAGCUCAAAGAGGAGCUAAAUGAAGCUUCAUCAGCAGGGAAACCUAAGAGAAGAUUUCCAGACUUUGGGGGGCUGCGAAAGUCUGGUGGAAAAGGAAAAAAACAUGAUAAGGAAGCAAUGAGAGCAUCACUGGACAGCAGGGGAUCAGCAGAGUUACUGGAGGAGUCUGGAGGGAACCUGUCUCCUGCAGAUUCCAUGACUUCCAUCCCCACCUGUAUGCCCUUCUCCUGGUUUGGAGACAAAGAGAGAGACAGGGAUAGAGAUCCCUCCUCUUCUAACAGCAGUCUGCCAUACACUACUGAGACCAGCAGCGAGCAAAGCCAAGACCGCAGGAAUAAGACAAAUCUCUCCUGGUCCUCUUUAUUCAGUCGAUCAGUAGAUUUGAGUUUUUCAGUCAUAGAUGAUUCUAACCCUGCCAGUCCCAGUUCAGACAUCUCUGGGUUAGUCGCUGAACCCAAUCUGUCUGGGCGCUCACACACUUUAAUCUUCUCUUCCAGCGAGACUCUGGAUGAUGAACCAGUAGCUUCAGGUAAAGAGUAUCAGUGGCAGAACCGGCCUGUGUGGGAAUGGACCAAUCAGCAGGUCUGUCACUGGUUGAUGGGCAUGAAUAUGGACCAAUACACACCUGAGUUCACAGCCAAGGGAGUGGACGGCCAGCAGCUUUUACAUCUGGACAGUGACAAGUUAAAGGCACUCGGUGUGUCGAGUCAAAGCGACCGUUCAACCAUCAAGAAGAAGCUAAAGGAGCUGCGUAAAGCGCAGGAGAAGCUGGAGAAACAGAGAGAGAAGAAGGAGAAGGAGGGUCGACGCAGCGGGAAACUGCCAGCCAGUACCGACUCGGUCUGCUGAGGAGGACGUAGCUCGACUUUAAAUGAUGCAGCUCAUGAAGUUUAUCGCUCACAGAAGCCUGAGCAACGUGGCUUAUUCUGUUGCCAUGACGUUUUUGACACAUGGAGGCUGUCAGUGAUGUUCCUGGGCUGACUGAGGUGCCAGAUGUGAUUUAUGUUCAAACUGCAGCUCAUUUUUCAUCACUUCCAAAUAUUUAUCUAGAUUUCAUAUUAUUUUAACUGGUUGUUUUAAAGUUGGAUACGUGACCAAAAAUUAACAUUUUUACCACUAUAAAGCUAGAGGCUGUUACUAGAAGACCGUUUAAGAUCAGGUGUAGAGUUUGCAGAUCAUGCACGUGUUUACCUAUGGAGGUCAGAUGUAUUCUGCUUUAUCAGCAUUUUAUAUUUUUGCUAGAGGAACGGUUAUUGUACAGUCAGAUAAAAGCACUAUAUUUGUCUUUUAAGCUUCAAAGGGCCACAAGGUUUUAAAUGUAUGAAUACGUUUUAUACAUGUGCCUAUUAACUGCAUAUCUUUUUUUUUUUUAUACUUAAAGACCAUUGUCCAUUUUAUAUGAUCUAAUUUCUACUAAGUAGAAUAGCCACGCUGUCGAUUUGCUGAAUGAAAAGCAACAAACAAAUCACAUAGGGACGAUGUAAAUGCUGCUCUCUCUGUCCCUGACACGGGCUGUGCGUCACUGAGACGGGACAUUGAAUUCACACAGCAUGCAGGUCUGCUACACACACUCCUCACAGGUUUGUAAGACACGCCUACGACAAGGACUUGUGUGAGUCAGGAGCACAGCGCCACGUAUGAAAUGUGAGGCUGAAAGAUGAAAUAUUAACAGCCAGACUUAAGUGCUUCUUCUUUUUCUUAAGCAUGACUCCAUGUCCUGUAAAGAGUACGACAUGCUGGACGGCAAGAAAAUCGUGUUUUCGCAUCUUCAACCAGAAAGACAUUCUUGGUACAUACAGCAUCAAUAAACUAAUUCUCACGUUG